GCUUCAUGACGAAUCGGAACGCAACCUCAGUGCUUAUUGGAUUGAGCAUGAUGAGGAACAUCUUGGAGGAUGAGCCGGCACCAUUGUACUGGGGAUAUCUCCGUCAAAGGAGUCUCCAAUGGAGUCCUGGCAGUGGCUCUGCGCACUUGGCUCUGGCGCGCUUGGCCUGCCUCGCUCGGGCGCAGAGCUACCAGGAUUACCUCCGCAUCCAAGACGCGUGGAACCGCUUGCAAAAGGCACAGCAGUUAGAGUUGACUCGGAACCUUUUGGCUGAUGGCAUCGUGACCAAGGCCAUGAUGUGCGAGUACCUUCCGCAGUGCUUGGAGAACGCCCGGUCCAACCCAUUUGUCACCCUGAGCGCUUUCCUGGAGGUGCUGGUGGACUUGUUGCAAGCAGUGCGCGCAGUGGCAGAGGGGAGCUGUAUGGUGGUGAACGUGGAUUUGAUGGAUUUGUCCUCUUUUGUGCUCAUGGUUCAGAACGCCUACGUUUUUCAGAGCUGCCUACUACGAGCCAAGCUACGGGUGGAUCACACCGCCUCAUGCCGUUUCUUCUUGGAUAUGACGCAGGAGAAUUGGCGACGGAUCAACGAGCCGCCAAACGACACAGUGGUGGCAGCCCAUGGCUUGCGGGGACUCCUGCGAAGGCAGGAGCAGAAUGACGCCUCCGACCAACGUCGAGGUGCAAGGUCAGUGGUGCGAUGCCAUGUUUGAGUUACGGAAGGUGAAGGUUCCUGCCUAAUCUGGAGGGGUCCGACCACGUGAAAACGUUAUUUUUUUGUGCUUUGUC
Durusdinium trenchii is the source of this 786-nucleotide messenger RNA. The record is from the annotation of a GenBank genome assembly. Lineage: Eukaryota; Dinophyceae; Suessiales; Symbiodiniaceae.